Messenger RNA from Branchiostoma belcheri (Belcher's lancelet), 2114 nucleotides. Its product is annotated as tyrosine-protein phosphatase non-receptor type 11-like. NCBI's taxonomy places the organism in Eukaryota, Metazoa, Chordata, Leptocardii, Amphioxiformes, Branchiostomatidae. The transcript has 17 exons. The record is from RefSeq and is a predicted model, not a curated record. Gene Ontology annotation, molecular function: protein tyrosine phosphatase activity. Gene Ontology annotation, biological process: protein dephosphorylation. The coding region runs from base 125 to 1966 and encodes 613 amino acids.
AGUUUUUUUUAGGUCAGAGGUUGCAUCGCGGGAACGAGGCUGUGCAGUUUGUCCAUUUCCUGAUGUGAACCAGGCUGACGAUUUUUCUCACAUUUCGCAGUUUUUCACGUCUCCAAAAGCUAGAAUGGGGUCUAGAAGGUGGUUUCACCCCAACAUCUCGGGGAUCGAGGCAGAGCAGCUUCUCCUGGACCGGGGGAUGGACGGGAGCUUCCUGGCCAGGCCCAGCAAAUCUCAGCCAGGCGACUUCACUCUCUCUGUCAGGCGCCAGAGUGAAGUCACACACAUCAAGAUCCAGAACACGGGAGACUUCUACGACCUGUAUGGCGGGGAGAAGUUUGCCACGCUGGCAGAACUGGUGGAACAUUACACGCAGAACCAGAACCAGCUCCGGGAGAAGAACGGAGAAAUCAUCGAGCUCAAGUUUCCUCUCAACUCUGCUGACCCCACCACGGAGAGAUGGUUCCAUGGCCACAUCUCUGGGAAGGAGGCCGAGCGUCUGAUGAUGGAGCAGGGCAAGAACGGGAGCUUCCUGGUACGCGAGAGUCAGUCCAAGCCCGGAGACUUCGUGCUGUCUGUGCGCUGUAACGACAAAAUCACCCACGUCAUGAUCAGGCACCAGAAAUUAUCGGCAUUGGAUGAUGGGAAGUAUGAUGUAGGAGGGGGUGAAAAGUUUGACAGCCUGACUGAUCUGGUGGAACACUACAAGAAGAACCCCAUGGUCGAGACUUCAGGGACUGUUGUACACCUUAAACAGCCCUUCAAUGCCACCAGAAUCAACGCCUCCAGUAUCGAGGACAGAGUCAAGGAGCUACAGAAGGACAACCCCGUUCACGAGGGCAAGGCAGGCUUCUGGGAGGAGUUUGAGUUUUUGCAGCAGCAAGAAUGCCGACAAGACACUCGCAGCAGGAAGGAAGGAGCCCGGCCUGAGAACAAGACCAAGAACAGAUACAAGAACAUUCUGCCGUUUGAUGAGACCCGAGUCAAACUGAAGGACAUAGACGUCAACGUCCCCUGUGCAGAGUACAUCAACGCCAACUAUGUACUGCCGGAAGGGGAGGAUGGUGAACGGAAGAAACAGUACAUCGCCACACAAGGCUGCCUCCCAGCCACCGUCAACGACUACUGGAAGAUGAUCUGGCAGGAGAACACAAGGGUCAUCGUCAUGACAACCAAGGAGGUCGAAAGGGGCAAGAACAAAUGUACCAGGUACUGGCCUGAGCCGGGGACUAAGAAGUCGUACGGAACCCUCCUCAUCAGGCACCUGUCUGAGACCAACUUCCCAGACUACACACUGAGGGAACUAGAGGUCACAAAGGAAGGGGAGAACAACCCCCCGCGCACCAUCUACCACUACCACUUCAAAGCGUGGCCUGACCAUGGUGUCCCCGGGGACCCUGGCUGUGUGCUGAACUUCCUCCACGAGACAAACACCAAACAGGAGAACAUCCCGGAUGUGGGACCAAUGGUAGUGCACUGCAGUGCUGGUAUUGGGAGAACUGGCACAUUCAUCGUUGUUGACAUCAUCCUCAACCUGAUCAAGAAAUUUGGUCUGGACUGUGAGAUUGACAUCCAGAAGACCAUCCAGCACAUGCGGACCCAGCGGUCAGGAAUGGUGCAGACAGAGGCUCAGUACAAGUUUGUGUACAUGGCCGUGCAGCACCACAUUGAGACGGUGUCCAAGAGAAUAGCCGCACAGACGAAAGUUGCAGGAAGAGACUACACCAACAUCAAGUACUCCAACGAGGAUGCAGGAGGCAUGGACCCCCGGCUGGUCAAACCCCCGCCCGGUCCCACCUCUCCAGCCAUCCCACCGGUCUCAACCGGCCCUCCAACCGCACCCAGACCGGAACAGGCCAAGACACUUCCACAGACUCCAGAGCCAGAGAAACCAGUGUAUGAGAAUGUUGGAAAACUGAGAGAAAAGCAAAACUUCCGGGAACCUCCUGUACCCAAGAAGCCGACGUAACAGUCGUUUCAACUCUUCUGGGGAUAGACUUCAACCACACCAAUCACAUACCUGCAGUGAACAGCAUCAGUUUGAAAGUCUUCAGUUUGACCAAUGAAAGUUGACGUAAGAAGAGCAUCACAGCUGUGGAGACAAUGAAAUAGUACAA